GUUCUGUGGCUUUCGUCUACAUGGAAUGGUUGUGUUCGCUUCGCAAAAUUAAAAUAAAUUGUAUAACCGAUUAAAGGAGGAGCAAAAAAUGUUACAACCACGUUUAACAGUGAAGAAACCAGACGGAAACCGCAAGAGGUGUUACUGGAACCUUCAGAAGAAGACAAUUGAAUGUGGACCUGGACUUUCUCACAAAAUAAUGCAGCUGAGUCUACUUUUCGGUCUGUUUCUGGCUGGAUUAAUUGCAACACCCACUGUAGCAGCUGACGAGCUUAAUAUUAAACCCACACCAGCCUUACGUCUGGCAGAUGAUUUCACAACUGUCCUGUUGGUAAAUAAUGAUAGGGCGGGUCGGUUAGGUGAUGGACACGGCCGCUAUCUGUCAGUUCGUCCAGAGGUUGGUCUCUUAACAUCCACAGCACGCACUUUCAUCCAGGAGGGGAUUACAACAGAAUAUGCCACACAGGUGGUGGGUACUACCUUAGAUAACGGUCGGCUGUACGCCCAAUAUCUAAAGAAGAGCUCACGGGUUCUUUUCGAGAAUGGUCAGCCGUCUGUCGUCACCAGUUGGGUGGGUGAUAGUGUCCCACCGCACAGCCGAUCCUACCUACAAAGUCACAAUGAUUUAUUCAAUGCUGAUGCGCCAAAUUGGCGAGAUAUUGAUGACAGCCUGGAUGAUAUUGCUUCUGUUCCUGUUCCGGUUGAUGAUGUUGGUGAAUUCGUAGGAAACACGGAUUUCCUUAAGAUUAAAGGCUCAAGUUUAUCGCUGCCAGUAGAAACGACAAUCGUCUCAAAAAUAUCUAAAGAAUCUUUAGGUCUGAAAUCAGUUGUGAUGUCGGGAUCGGGACUUUCAGAGGAUACAGUACGAAAAUUGGCAGCUCAGAAAGUGUUGCCAAUAGGCGAUUUGCCAACGUUUACAGUGAAAAAUCAUUUCGAGCCCAGUGGGUACCAAGAAGCUGCUGGUACUGCAAAUACAGAUACAGAUACAGAUACAGAUACAAAUACAGAGGAAGGCCGUUCAGCUAAGGUUUACUAUCAGCAUUUGAUGCGGGAGAAACAAAGUGAGCAUGGUAAAAAGAAGCAGCAGCUUCUGAAUUUUCCAAAGCGACUCCUAUCGACCGUCACAUACUAUGGGUUUGCCGAUUUCACCACCAUUGUGGGCGAUAGUGUAAUUGUAUUUUCACCAAGCACCGCUCAGCCCAGCUCGAUAAUAGGUCACGUCACAUCGAUAAAGGGAAUGGCGACUCUGCGAACUACCGAUGAUAUUCCACUUCAAUAUAAUAAAGUUUCCUUGGCAGAGAAAGCAACAACAAGAGCAGAAAUAAUCGUAUCCACAGUGUUGAACAAUGUGAAUAUCAUAGAAGCGGUGGAAGAUACUAGUGAUACUGAUUUGGCUCAAGUCAGUUCGUCUCAAUCGAUUCCGGAAAUGGAAAUAAAUAGCUUGAUUGCCACAGCAACUCCAACUCCUACACUUGACGGAGUCCGAGCCACUGAAGAGUCCACGUCUCAGUCUCCGUCUCCGUCUCAGAAUUUUGAAGUUAGCGAAACAGAAGCAAAAUCCAUGUUUUCAUUGCCGACAGAUCAGGAAAUACAGGAAAUCUAUGCGUCCUUGGCCAAAGCGCAAGCAAAGGAGCAAUCGAAUCUCCAAAGUACACAGUCAACUAUAACCGAAUCUAUGUCCGAAUCCAAAUCCGUAUCCGAUCUUCAGGGACACAGUGGAGCCACAACGAUUUUCAUUGAUGAUGAUCCCUUUGCGAAUUUCAUCGAGCCAACAAGGGUUAUAAAUAAUACAGUGACUGCUAUAAGUAAUACAAUAGAUGUCACAACAGCGAAGAAGGAGGAGAUCACAAAUCUUGUCCAAUCAUCAGAGAUUAAGUCACUUGAUGAAGAAAGUACACCACUUCUUUCAGCCACAUUGCAAUCCUCACAAGUUGAUCAAGAGCUCACUAAUAAUAGACGUGAUGAGAGUAUUCAUUCGUCCCAAAUAAAAGAAUCGACACAGCUACAGAAUUUGUCAAAUAUGUCUGAGACAGAAUCAGAAUUAGAAUCGGACUCAGUUACAGAGUUUAAUUCGCAAUCGACUCAGGCUGAUGAUAUAACCACAAUGAUUCCCUUGGAAGAGACAGAGACGGAAAUGGCUACCACGGAGGAAACGAUGAAAACAGAAAGCUCAACCGAAAAAGAUACCGAUACCGAGGAAGACUACGUAACUGAGCCAGAAAAUAACCAAGAGACUGAGAAUGACACUGACACUGACAUUGAUAAUGAGAAUGAAGACUAUGAUGGUGAAAAUGGCUUGGAUGAGAUUGAUGUCAUUUACAAGACUCUGUACACAACCUACACAUAUUUGACGACUUUCUUCCAAGGCAAAUCCACUACUGUUUCUAGCCAUACGGAGAUAGUAACGAAUGUAAUUACUUCAGAAAUCUUAAAUACGGAACAGCAGGAAGAAUUGACAAAAACAGUUGAUGUUCUGAGUGAAAAAUCCGCUACUCAAACGGAUUCUGAAACUAUAAGGAUCACAGCGACAGCGACCGUUACGCCUUCAAAAUAUAUAAUUCCCGAUGAGUUGGAGAGCUUAUUGCAUGCUAGCGCUAAUGAUGCAACCCACGUAAUGGAACAAAGCCAAGAUACUACCUACCUGGAUGAUGCCAAGUACACAAAGACCUUCUUCACAACGUACACCUAUUACACAACAAUAUUUGCCGACAGUGAAACGGAAAUAAUGUCCAGGACUGAAGUAUUUACAAAUUACGUUACUGAACUUGCUACAGCCACAACUGAAGCACAAAUUGAAAUGCCAUCGAUGUCUUCAACUCUGGAUCGGACUGCAUCAGAAUCAUCCAUUGCUUUGAAGGCCGAAAAUAUCAGUGGCAAUGUGGAGAAUGGAGAGGAGCAUAUCACAUUGAUAACAGAUGUUCGAUCUAGUAGCUCGAGCGGAGAUCAGCAACAGCAUCUAGUUGGGCAACUGAAGGAUUCCGUGGACGAUCAAGUGAGUUCCGAAAGUAAUACAGAAGAGAUACUACCAUCAGCGACGCUUCUACUCCAGACGAGUUUCACCACAUUCACAUUCUACACAACGAUGUAUGUGUCAGAUAUCACAAAUGUGGUUAGUCGCCUGGAGACAGUUACCAAUAUUGCCACCGAAACGGUACAGCCAACUAAAAUGCUGAGCCAAGAGGAGGCCACAUUACCGAUCACAUACUUUACGACCUUUACGUAUUGGACGAAGCUGGCCAAGGACGGAGAGAUUACAACAAUUAGUAGAGAGGAAACAAUAUCGAAUGUGAUUGAGCCAACGAAACGGCUUGAAACCGAAACGUCAACCACAUUGAGUUCAAUAACGAUUCAAUCAGAUUCGAUAUCAAUAGCAAGCGAUAAUCUAGAGAAAAGUGUACUGCAAACAUUGAGUGCCAAUACAAUUACGUCUGAUACGGAUACAGAUACGGAUACGAAUACGGAUAUGGGUACUAAUACAACGGAUGCGGAUUUGUCGGCACUAACAACCUAUUAUACGACGUACACUUAUUACACUACCUCAUACGAGGCCAACAACACUGUCACGGAUUCGCGUUUAGAGACAAUUACAAACAUCAUCAGACCGACGAACGUCGUAGUAAAUCCGAGUCCCAUACUCUCCUCAAUCAAUUCACCGGAUCCUUAUGAUGUAUCACCACCCAUAUCAGGUGCGGAAACUAAUUCAUCUGACUUGAUUUUUUAUGAUUAUAAACGUAUUAUCGAUGCUGAGGGCGUGAGCACUUUGUACUUUACAACAAAAAUUGAAUCUUCGAUUAAUGAGGAAGGCAGCCGUAUAGAAUUUACAACUAGUACAUCGAGUCUGGAUAUCGAUGAAACGAAGAAAUUGAGCUUGGCUACAAGUUUACCAAGCGAAUCUCUAGGUGAUCAGGACUCUGUUUCUCCAUCUUCUUCUUCGCGUCAAUACAAAACCGGUUUGGUUCGACUUAUAGAAGGUACUCGAAUCGGGAACAGUACGACAACCUUGUAUCAAUCAAAGGUGAUUGGCACAAUUAUAGACAAUCGCUAUGCACAAAUAAUUGAAAGUACAUCUAGUUUUCUGUUUAACAAAGCAAGUCCAGCAAGCAUAAUAUCACCAAGUGCCACUCUUGACGACAUGAUUGUUAGCACUACACAGGGUGUAAAUCUCGAGUCUCCAAAUGUCGUUGAGGGCAGUAUUAACAGUGACAGCGACAGCGACACGACAGAGACAAUUACGGAACACGACGACGCCAUCACUGAUGAUGACAACAAUAUUAAUAACAAUAACAAUGCUCGGAUACCAUUUCAAUCAAAGAAACGUACAUUUGCGCCUGUGAUAAGACCCUUUGCUUCCCGUAACAGGCCAACAUUCGCGCCGAAACAGAAGACACCAAGUCCAAGCAGUGCUACGAUUAUAACCAGAUCUGAUAUAACGCCGACGAUAACCGCAACGCCAGCCCUCAAGUCUGUGGGUAGAUUCGGCUCUUCGCGAAGGGGUUCUUCUUCCAUCCUGAACUCGAACACACCCAACAACCCUCAAGAUACGGGUUCAACGAGUUCAUCAAGCUCUAGACGUCUAUUUGGACGACCUAUAAAGGCAUCGAGUGGAUCGGUUAGUCAAUUGGGCAGUACUAUUCAAGCAAGCAGUGGAAUUUCUCCGACCAGGAACCGCUUCGCAUCUACCUUUCGUACAUCAGGCAUCCAGGCGUCCAGUUCACGACGCCUGAGCUUAAGCUCCGCAUAUCGACCAUCCAGCAGCAACAUCAACGGUUUUCGAGUCUCGGCAUUGAGUGGAGUCAACUCUCGGCAACGUAUCAAGCCAACAUCAGUCUCCGGCCUCGGACCGGCAUUUGGGAAGACCAGUACUAGUGGCGUUGAGGAGGAGAAUUCAACGGAGGAGCAGCAAAUUGAGACAAACGAUGAGGAAGACAAUGCCACGGAAAAUUCCAAACGUAAUCAAAAUCCGCUCUUGCGUUUCCGUCGACCAUUGAGCAGACCCAUCGGCUUUACUCCAGCUCCUCGUAAUGCUAAUAAUAAUAGUAAUGGACGGGCCAAGGCAUCAACGACAACAACAACCACCACUACAACAACAGCCAGACCACGACCGCGUAGCUUCCAGCGCCCCACAAUAUCCAGUAUUCAGACACGGAUCCGCCCACAGAAUGCCCUGUUUCCACCACGAGGUCUUUUCCAAACUCAGCAACAAAAGGAAAGCGAUCAAUCAGCUGUAAACAACAGCAACAACAACAACGACAGCGAGUUGAAUCAGAAUGAAACUGACGAUUCGGAAUAUGACGAUGACGAUGACGAUGCAGAUGGAGAAGAAGACGAAGAUGGCACUGAUGACGAUGGCCAAAAGGAGGAAAACCGCCGCAGACGAUCUAACAAAAAAAGCACAGCUCAUUCCCGGGUUCGUCGUCAGGCGGAUACCUUGAAUCGAAGCCGUUUUCGGUUCCGUCGACCCAAAACUGCCACUACCGAAGAGCCAAAGCCAGAAAAAAUCGAAGAGGUGAAUGAAACGACGCUCAGUACACCUCGUUCGAAAAUUAAUUCGAGAUUUGGCUCCCGAUUUCAUUCGCAAUCGCAGUCCCAAUCCAGUCCUUCGAGUGCAACUCAAGCAUCGACAUCGGGACAUCGGUCUAUACGUCCCACUCGACCCACAUCGCCGCGAACGCAGUUUACACUCCGAGAGAAGGAUACAACUAUUAAGAGUAUUACAAGACCAGGUGCUGGUGGUACAUCCUCCUCAAAUUUUCGACGUCAGCAGCAGUCAUCGCUGCGACGCACAACUAGUUCCCCCAGCUCUCGACGUUUAAAAAGUUACACAAGCCAUAAUCACAAUCACAACACUGUCGAUCCUCCUGGAUUGCGUACGACAGGAACAUCCCGUUCACGAAAUAAUGGCAACGCAGGCGGUUCAACGAGAGGACGAGGUUCUAUGCGUGGAAGAGGUCGCAACGAUUAUAGCUCGGAUCCAAAUUUAACAGAUCUGGGAAGCGCCACGAUUACGGUGACCCAUGUAAUACCAGCGGAGGUAACAGUGCCGGUUGUAAAUGGUCAGGUGACCGAAUACAAGAACAUUGUGACCGGUAAGACAAGCAUAGAGGUUUUGGGACCUAAUCAAUAUACGAAAAUCCUGGGUAAUAAUGGACAAGCCUCACUCUACCUAACGAGAGAGGAUACGAGCAUCAGUCCCGCCGGAGUCACAGAGCUCACUCGUUAUCUUCUACACGAUACAACGACAACAACAGUGACCUUUACGCCCACUACGAUCCGUGGACGGAAAACCUCCUUCUCCCACAUACUGCCGUCGACGGUGUACUCCGUCGAAAACGUUGUGUCGACGGUACAGCCGCAGAUAUCGGCAAAUGCUCCACUGGCCAAUAUAUUGCUAUCGCAGCUAUUAUUGGGCAACAUCAAUUUACCGGCGAAUCAGCUGCUUGGCGCCUUGGGUCAGCCACAGGGUCAGUCUAUUGUGGGCGUGGCUGGACUGGAGCCAUCGCUGCCACCGCAACCUGCACCGCAACCACAGACAGAGUAUCGGACCCAUACGUCCACCUAUGUGACCACAAUAUAUGAUGGCAAGUCCACAAUACUCCCAAUAACAUUCCAAGGCAAAAAGAUCCUCACAACAGUCUUUGAUACGACUGCUCAAACAAUAACAGCCACAGAAUAUAGCGUAGACACUAUAAUAAAUACUCCAACCCAGCAGCCUCAGCUGCAGCAGCAACAACAACAGGUAGGAGGACAGGUGGCACAGGUGAAUAGUUUACUACUGCAACAGCUACUGCUUCAGCAACAGCAACAACAGCAGCAGCAGCAAAUUCCGCAAGUAUCCCAUACGACAAUGCCGCAGAUAUUUUUGGGUGAGAAUCUGCAGGACUUGGACGACCAGCUGAUGCUGGAUGCUGAUAUUGAUGUGCGCGAUAAUAUUGAUGAUAUCAUAGUGUCUGAUAACGACACAAAUCAGAGUCGUUCCGCGAAUAAAAGCAGUCGAAAGAAGCCCAGAAAGUCGGGGAAAUCUCACAAGCGUCAUAAGCAACAACAGCAACAGCAGCAACAACCAGAAGAAGAGAGCAGUGUAAUAACACUUUAUGUUUCAGGACGUAGACCUGGGGAGUUUAGCACCAUUUUAUCCACAGUUCAUAAUACCAAUGAUCAUGCGAGCAGCUUACAUAAGAGACAGGCAAUGCCAAUACUACAGACUGCUGGACUCAAUAGUCCCGAAGAUCUGUAUGAGUUUGGCGGUAGCGAAAAGAUCAACCUGUACUCGUAUGUACCUCUUGACUUGAAUCUGGAGCUAGAGCAAGAACAAGAGCAACUAAAGAUGCAAAACUCGAUCAAGUCGGCCUUAGAUGAUUGCCAGGAAAGUGCAGAAGGCUGUGAGUCGAAGACUCAAACCGCUUCGCUAGAGAGUAUCAUUGGAGAUGUCGAUUUGUGGUAUGCCAAGGCCACAAAGCAGGCCUUAAGUACGAGUACGAGUACGAGUACGGAUACGAGUAGCACCUUAAGUACCUUAAGUACAGAUCAACUAUUAAAUGUAUCGCAGCAUUUUUUAGAUUAGGUGGCCUCACUGAGUUGUUCCCACUACAGUUGCAGGUCACAACAUUGUCCACAACACAUCCUCAGAGAAGUGGGAAGCGUAGAAG
This is a messenger RNA of Drosophila innubila, 7646 nucleotides long. RefSeq names its product serine-rich adhesin for platelets-like. The transcript has 5 exons. Bases 89 to 7561 code for a protein of 2490 amino acids. Lineage: Eukaryota; Metazoa; Arthropoda; Insecta; Diptera; Drosophilidae. The record is from RefSeq and is a predicted model, not a curated record.